Venturia canescens is the source of this 1449-nucleotide messenger RNA. RefSeq names its product autophagy protein 5 (gene Atg5). Gene Ontology annotation, molecular function: Atg8-family ligase activity. Bases 220 to 1017 code for a protein of 265 amino acids. NCBI's taxonomy places the organism in Eukaryota, Metazoa, Arthropoda, Insecta, Hymenoptera, Ichneumonidae. Gene Ontology annotation, biological process: nucleophagy; autophagosome assembly; autophagy of mitochondrion. The record is from RefSeq and is a predicted model, not a curated record. Gene Ontology annotation, cellular component: Atg12-Atg5-Atg16 complex; phagophore assembly site membrane; cytoplasm. The transcript has 4 exons.
CGACAGUUCGUUGAAAAGAGUCUUGUCAAGAAGGACACCAGAAUGAAUGAAUCAGAAUAAUAUAACCUAAUCAAUGUGUUUUCUCGGUGAUCAAACCGUUUUAUUUCGGAUACGACCUAUGCGACUGAGUGUCCAUUGAACGAAAUAUUCGUCAUUCGAAUACUGUCAAAAACGUCAAUAGAGAGAGAGAGAGAAAGAGAGAGAGUGCGAAAGAUAAAGAUGGCGAAUGAUCGGGAAGUGUUGAGAGAAAUAUGGGAGGGAAAAAUACCAGUUUGUUUCGAAUUGGACCCUGAAGAAGUUUGUGAACUACAGGCACCUGAUCCUUUUUAUUUGAUGGUGCCGAGGUUAAGUUAUUUUCCUCUGUGUACCGACAAAGUGCGUAAACACUUUAUGCGUCACAUACAACAAGAUAAACAGGAAAAUGAAAUGUGGCUCGAGUUCAACGGGACGCCGCUGAAGUGGCAUUUUCCUAUAGGAGUUUUGCUUGAUCUUUAUGCCGGCGACAUUCAAUUGCCAUGGAACAUAGUGGUCCGUUUUGACAAGUUUCCAGAAAGUGUCCUCAUGCACUGCGGCAGCAAAGAAGUUGUCGAAGCCCAUUUUCUGUCAUGCAUAAAAGAAGCAGAUGUGUUGAAGCACAGAGGUCAAGUGGUCUCAAGCAUGCAGAAGAAAGAUCAUAAUCAGCUUUGGCUGGGCCUGCUGAAUGACAAAUUUGAUCAGUUCUGGGCUGUGAAUCGGAGACUCAUGGAGACAACUAACAGCGAAGAGGGCUUCAAAUACAUUCCCUUUAGGUGUUAUACCAGUGAAGAUAAAUAUGUUCAAAAAUUGGUGAAACCUGUCAAUGAAGAGGGUCAGAGAAAAACCCUGAAACAUUUGUUAGAUGAAGUUUUUGGGGAGGAUAAUCAAGUACAAUUAAGAACUCAUGGAGUCUUACCACCGUUGGAAACACCGCUUCAAUGGCUUUCCGAGCACUUGAGCUAUCCAGACAAUUUUCUCCAUCUCUGUGUGAUAUCGUCAUAACGCAAUGGACUGAAAACAGACUGCGAGGUUUGUGGAAGAAGUGCGAAAAUUCUUCAAAUCACGCAGAAACCAAAACGCGUCGGAAAUUAUUUGCAAAAUUCUUCUGAAGAUAGAGAAAGAAAGUGAGAGAGAUUUUUACUUUUUUACUUCAGCGUACUGAACUCGCGAGUAUUAUAUUUUUUCGAUACUCAUACUUGACGUUUCUCUUAUAAAUCGUUCAGAAAAAGCCCAAGAAGAAAACAAAUACCAAAAGGUUUAUUGUAAAAACAGAAAAAAUACAGUAUAUAUGCAUAAACAAUUAUUAAAAAUAUAAGUGUACAUACAAAAUAGCGCUACGAGAACGUUUUAUGUAAUCUCAAAAUCUAGUGUUUUUGUUUUCGUUUUUUUAAGUUGUUUUUUGCCUUUGAUUCAAUAAAUAUGUGUAUGACGUAA